CGGUGUGGAAACUCGGACGGACAGGCAGUCGCUCGCCGUUCGUUCAACAACGUGGCUCGAAAGUGCUGCCUCGGCGAUUCAGAUAAGCGACCAAGACCAAGAGGAAGACGACGAGGACGAUCACGGCGACAGCGAUGCCACCCCUCGUCGUUCGAUCUUGGCCAACGUGGUUCGCCUUGGUUUCUCAAGGCCAACGAUAAAAGAUGACACUUCGAUUGCGAUCGUUGAUCCCAGACACGGAGGAAUCCACAGGUACCUCAGCGGUAUUCUCCUUCGUCGUGAUCUAUUACGACCAACAACUACGCCCGUCGAUAUUCCAAUUGUUCUCGUCGUGAACCAUUCAGUUUCCUCAGUGAACCUGAUAAUCGAAUCGAUCGUUCUUUGACGCGUGUGAAUACCAAGAGUGCGUUUGUGAGAGAAUCUACUCGAUUUGUUUAGUUUGAUGUUUCGCGAUUGACUAGUUCGAGCGGAUAUAGAGCGUGAGGGAAAAAGAAUCGCAAUGAUAGUAAAAAGUGCGAAGUGUGUCGAGAUGUCGAUACGAUCGAAUGACGCGGCCGAUGGCAAAGAAGAGUAUCUGGUAAUUGCCGUCGAUUGUGCGUGGUCAAAUGGAAAUCACGCCGAGUGUUCAUGGAUCCCGUUUGACCAAAGGAUUCUCUGCAAUCAGCAUUAGAGGGUUGAAUUUCCUGUUGGGAAAUUUAACGAUCGGUUGGUCGAGGGUCGACUGGUCCAGCAGAUCGUUGCCGAUUAAAGCAAUGUCUUGUAUCGUCGUUUAAACCAAUAGAGAUCGCUUAAUCGGCAGAUCGAAGCCGAGAAGGACCAAUAUAAGAAGACCGACGGGAAGUUCGAUGAAAAGGAUUUUUCUACCGUACACGAAUUCGUAUUGCGGGAAACGUAAUAAACCAAGGCAGUACAAUGCCGCCGCUUUAGAUCGAAUAUAAAGCCGUGCGACGUUUUUGAUCCUGUUGCAAAAUAUUGAAUCGAUCUACCAGCGGUAGGUGAAUGGCGGAGCUUAGUACGACUAUCGUGUAUUCUAUGGUGCCGAGGAUCAUCCCCCUGAUAUAUACAUACAGACAGAGAGGCACAUUCGAUACAUGGAUCUUGCGCAGAAUAUGGGGAAGACACGAGGCGAACUUGGCGAUGAACGCGUGACAGCACGAGGAAAUUCUCCAACGAAUCGACGUCGCAUCCAGAUCAAGCUUUGAACCACUGGAUUUUUGCCUGUUGAACAACACCGCGUGUUUAUUUGACACGGCCACGCAGUAUAUCGCCGUGAUCGGCAAGGACGUUUAUUACUCCUGACCAUGACGAUACUAUGUUUGCGUUAGUCGAUCGACUCGUUAGAAAUUCAAAGAGAACGGACUGGCAUGGAUGAACGUUGCUGAGACGACGCAAAAGUGACACAGGUGUGAUCAAUGAGAUUCUCGACGAGGGAUUUCAAUGAUACGCCGCUAAGGUUGGGGCGAUUGUGGUGAUUGGUGAGAGGAUAGUCCAGACGCAGCACCUCGUUUCUUGCGUGCACGGACGAUCGAGAAUGUUAUCGCACAAGGAACGCCGCACAUCACCAACGUAAGGGAAACGAAAAGCUUAGCCGUGAACACUUAGAUAACGGUCACGAGGAUGCCAGACAAAAUUAAAGAACCGACGCGUUUCAAAAUCUCGUGAUCAACAUCGGCGUCCAGUAUUCACGAGUAGAGAAAUUUGAAAUGGGGACGAACACGAACGACCAGCCUCUGGUUAAGUCCAUCGUGAGCAAUCUGUCGUUAGACCAUACGCAACGACUAACCGAUUUGUUUUCCGGUAACGCAACCAAGGACGCAGUCACCAUACACGACGAAACCGUCUUAAACGACGUUUUCUCAAGAAGCGAGAAAGAUGCGUCAACCAGUGGCAUCGAGUUAAGUUGGUUCAAUGAUUCGACAACGAUAGGUACAACGCCUUCCGGUUCCUUGUUCAGUGUGUCAUCGUCGUUCUUUUCCUCGGUAUCACCGUCGUCGCCUAGCUCCGACAAUUACACCGGCAUAUCGGACCUGUUCGUCUUCGAAGACUUAAACGAUUACAUCAAUCGAUUGAAUUACAGCGCUUUCGUUAAUUUGACGGCCUAUUACGAUGGAGGGGCUAACCUGAACCUGAACGGAAGCGUGAACUGCACGUCGUCGAUAGUCGCGGGCACCGCAGCUGGUGUCGUUAGAGCCGGUGAGUGCGGGCCGACAGCAGACGUCGAUGAAAAGACGAAUGCCAACAGCUGGUGGGCUCUGAUCCUGGUGAUCGUGCCUUGUUUAACGCUAUUCGGCAACGUAUUGGUUAUCCUCGCUGUAGUUCGAGAAAGAGCUUUGCAGACGGUCACGAAUUAUUUCAUCGUGAGCCUGGCCGUCGCUGACCUGCUCGUUGCUGUGCUCGUCAUGCCCUUUGCUGUCUACGUUUUGGUAAACGGAUCGUGGAGUCUGCCUGGCUUUGUCUGUGACUUUUACAUCGCAAUGGACGUCACGUGCAGUACCAGUUCCAUCUUCAAUCUCGUAGCAAUCUCGAUAGACAGAUACAUAGCAGUGACCCAGCCGAUAAAGUACGCCAAGCACAAGAACAAUAGAAGAGUGUGGUUGACGAUACUGUUGGUCUGGGCGAUAUCUGCCGCGAUCGGCAGCCCGAUUGUUCUCGGCUUGAAUAACACCCCCGACCGAAUACCGGACCAAUGCCUCUUCUACAAUGCAGACUUUAUCAUCUACUCGAGCCUAUCCAGCUUCUACAUACCUUGCAUCAUCAUGGUGUUUCUCUACUACAACAUAUUCAAGGCACUGAGAAACAGGGCGAGAAAAGCAAGGGCCAAUAGAAAGCCUAACUUGGGCGACAUAAAACCGGGCAGCAUAAUCGAGAACAUCGCGCAUACGCGCAGUGGGUAUUCUGUGGCAAGGUUUGCGGAGACGGCGUUGGGAGCGGCGGCUUUCGUGGCUCCUGGCAUGGAAGAGCCGACGAACACCGCGUCCGGGAGCAACGAAGACGAGGACGAGACACCCCUUGAUCCUGUUGUGGUCAUCUCGAACGAUAAGAGCACCGAGUUCUUUUUGGCCACUGUCGUCGAGGAAGCAGCUUGUCGUUUCAGCGCAGUGGCUCAAGCUCAACUGGGUGGAACGCAGAACGUCAGAAAGGAUUCUGGAUAUGACGGUGCAGCGAGCAGCACGGUGAUUCACGAACCGUUAGAAACGAAUUCCAGUCCCAGCCCGAACCCACGAAUCACCUCAGCUCCGUCGUCCUCCACUUCUUCGUCGCCGCCUCCGAAAAGUGCUACGACGAGCCAAGCUUCGCAACCCAAGAAGAACGGCGCUGAAACGAACAAGCAGGAAUUAAAGAGGCUCAAGAGCGCCGGUUCUCUUCUCCCUCUUCAACUUGGACGAACGCCAAGCGUCUUGUCUGGCUCGUCUACCUGUAAGAAGGACAAGAAAAAUGCCGUUUCUGGCUCCCGGUUUACAAUAUACAAAGCCAACAAGGCGAGCAAGAAGAAACGAGAGAAAAGCUCCGCGAAAAAGGAGCGCAAAGCUACGAAAACGUUGGCUAUUGUGUUGGGUGUCUUUUUAAUUUGUUGGCUGCCAUUCUUUACCUGCAACAUCAUGGACGCGAUUUGCACGAAGCUGACAGCGAACUGUCAACCUGGUGUCACUGCUUUCAUCGUGACCUCUUGGCUAGGCUACAUGAACAGCUUCGUAAAUCCCGUGAUUUAUACUGUGUUCAAUCCCGAAUUUCGCAAAGCCUUCCAUAAAUUGGUCAGCUUCUAGACAAAUUACAGCAUUUAAAGUCGCGUUUAUCUUGAAAGCAGGAACAACGAGACAUCGGACAAUCGAACAGCUCAACAUUUGUUCCAGCUAAAGGUAUUUAUCGUAUUCGCAGACCUCUUUCGUAGUCGCGCCGUUUUUCGUAGGUAGACGUUUGAAAACCAAUAACUUCCUGUGGCUCAUUCUACUGAAUCGUGUUUAAAUUUCGCGACGGACUUGAGAAACAUUAGCCGCGCCGUCACAAAUUGCAACGUAACGAAACUAAAUCGAAGCUUUUUACGAGUGAGAACGGAAUUACAUCGCGUACUUUUUACUCGUUGUUUAUCGGAAGUGCGGAUCAUCGUUAGUAUUCUCAGCACUCUCACACCCAACUAUCGUGCGAUUUCAUUGGUCGAUAUCCCGGCAAUAUCACAGCGGAGGCAACGUGCAUCGAUGUUAGAGCUGAAUUACCAAAUAAAUAUUUAAGCUAACGAUAAGUAGUCGAAUAAAUGAUACACGAAGUAAUCGGAAACGAGCGUCAAGGUGUUAGAAACACAACGACGUGGUUUAUGCGUUGAACGCGUUCAAAUUCGCGUUAUCCUACCAUUUCAAGUAAUCUAGUUGCAUAAAUAACAGAAGCACAAAAAGGAAAGAAGGGAAUUUCAGUAGAGAUAUAUUAAGACGAUAAACAUCAGGUCAAAACGUAAAAUCAAUGGAAUGCGUGUUUGAGCGAAAACACAUUAUACGUAUAUGUACUUUGUCGGAUAUUAAAUAUACCGUGACAGUAUUAUCGUAGCUCCUAAGGUGUAGCAAUAUUUUUUGGCUCAAUGCAAAGGAACCGAAUUGUCAGUUCCACGACAAACUUACGCGUUCUGUACACCUGCGCGUCUAAUCGAACGUCUUUGUACUAUGUACGAUUAUUCGAACGAAGUACUGUCUCCUUCGUAUCGUUUCGAAAUUCUUCCGUCGCGCCGUUUCGUUUGUCCUUCUAGCAUGCGGGAAAAUCGAAGAACAAGCUUCCGAAAUUCUUGCAUCGCGAGUCAUGAAUUAUACGCGAAUUUUAUAAAUCCACGAAGAGGACGAUGGUUGUGCAAGCUUUGGGAUCGUGUUUUUCGAUUCUCCAAAAUUCAUUCGUGCAGAAAGGGAAAAGAAUUCGAGUAAGUCUGUCGAACGUGUUCGAUGCAUACCGUACCAUCUCUACUUUCGCAUCUAUUUUAUCAUUUAACACUUCGACGAGAGAAUUACCAUAUUGUUGAACUAUUUACAUAUCCAACUAGAUACUCAGUUGCAGGAUUUAAAGUUUAUAUGAUAUUCCGCUCACGAGAGGUUCUCGAAGAUUCGUUUCUUGUUGCAGUCGCUUUCCUUCGAUUCCCUCUAGCGUUUCUUCAAAGUGAAUUGUUUGAAACACGUUGAAAUUAUUCGCACAUGUUCUUUUUUCUGUCGAACAUUUUCACGUUACGACGUCAUUUGUUCCAAUUCUAAUAAAAAGUUUAUGUAUUAUCUUCGGUGUGUUAAGCGCGCGGAACGUUCGCGCUCGACUCUACGGAAACGAAAAUCGAUAGCGGAAGGCGUCCGCUUGUUUUUGCCUCUCCCCUGGCUUUGAGAGCCCAAAGGAAUUCCUCGUAAAGAUGGCCAUUGUAUGCUCAUGACGCGUUCGAUAGAAUCGAAGAAAUAACGAAACACAGUCGAUGCAUGCAGAAACACCUGCAUCGGCUUCGCUUCGUGUUCCAUUUCCGCAAACGUUUUUAAAGUUCCCGGCGUCCGAAUUUUCAAACAUAUCAAUACAAGUACGAAGCAUGAUAUCUAACCGUAUACUGGCAUCCGAGACACGCUUAUCGAGCAUGUGUAUGUGUGUUAAAUGGGCUACGCGAAACGGAAGAUACCAAAUACUAGCGAACGUAAAACGUUAUCGUAAAAAACACUUGUUUCGCGGGACCCGCGAUCCUGCAAUAACGUCUACAAUCAGAGCUUUUUACUCUAUGAGUUCUACGAAUACGUCGUAUCACGUAACUUUAAACUUCCAAUGUAUAUUUGUACAUAAUUAGUAGAAAUUAGUAACGAAUUAUUCGAACUGUGCAAUCGGUUGUAAGGCGAUACGUAUCCCUACGUACUCGAUCGCCUGCUAAAACCUAGAAACACUGCAAUUACUAAACACUAAGAGUAAAGAUAGUGUGUAUCGCUAAAUGCUAGGCAAACAUUUAGGGAAACUCUUGUCGAUGAAUUGUGAUAAAGCUAGGUUUUGUUACGUACAUUUUACCUGGUAACCUGUUUCGAGAUAUUAUACAAUUCUUCGAUAAUAAUUUAUCCUACCGAACGAAUCGUUCGCAAAUCAAGUGUUUUAUCUUCCAACGUUUUCGUUAUUCGUCGAACUGAUCGUAAUCGACCGAGAGAAACGAAGUUUGCAUCGGAUUAGUGAGUGAAAUACAGGGUUAAAAUAUUAUACCGCUUCAUUUUCGCACGAACCUCUUAAUUCACGUACCUCAAACUUAAAUCUCUUAAACCGGUAGCUACGUACAUCCGUUUCGUUAUAGAGAAUCCUCGCCAACAGACUGAGAACUUUAUGCCCUUUCAUAAUGGCGUAACGAACUUUUCACCUAGUUAUUGGGGCCGGUGAAAUUUAAACGAGUGCCGAUUCGCGACAGAUCGUGCCACGUGCCAUUUUACGCCACCGCAAGAUAAAAGGUGCUUCCGCACACAACGGUAGAUUAUUAAUUGGCAAAGUUCCCGUCCUUCGCUCUCGGUCGUUAACGACAGUAUAACAGCGAAACUUUGGAUCAGCGAUCUCCGAAUACCUGUAAACCAGUCGCAGAUUUUUUUUCAUUCGCGAGAAAAUUAUCUUCGAGAAGGAGCACCGACCAAAGCUUUUUCCUUAAUCACUUUGCGAUUAACCACGACAACAGGCAGAAACUCGAACUGUAUUUCCACGCUGAACGAAAAUCAACAAGCCUAGCAUUUUCUUUUAACGCAACGCACUUGGAAAUGCAUUAUAAAGUUUCUUACAAUCCUGCUAAGAUCGCUGUAUUUUUCUAACCCGAUACAUUCCCUUCUCUGUAUAUAAAUGUGUAUGUAUUAUACAUGAUAUACGUACGCGACAUAGUGUAUCUGUAUUGUACCAAGAGAACAUGAGGAUAGCGCUGUGCAUCUAUGUAAAUAUAUAUCUAAUAGACAAAGAACGCGAGCGUAUACGAACUGACUGCAAAAGGAUCGAUAACGUUUCCAGGGAUUCUAAUUGAACUUGAAUCACGGAAAUUCUCGAGAACUCGUAGCAGGCCAGUUUCAACUUCCUCGAGGCGCGAGACACUAAGAAUAAACGCAAAACGAAUAUAAGUCAAGUGGAAUGUCUUCUAACUGUCCAUCGAAAAACGUGUCGCUUUGGUGAGAGAGAACUACAUUUUUCCUAUGACUUUCUUAAUAAUUAUUACGAAUGGUCUAUACAGGGCAUAGAUGUAAGAGAUAAAUCUUUAAUUUGCCGAGACUAACUAUAAGCAUAACGAAUCAAAUGGAAAAGAAAUGAAUAUUCAGAACGCUGUAUGUACCGAUGGCAAUACCUAUACAUAUUCACACGCGAAUGGAACACAUGGGACACAUACAUACACGAUUAAUCAGAGAUAAGACAAAUCGAAUACAUGGACACUUGUCGAAAUUAAUAAAAUAUAGUAUAAAUUGAA
Messenger RNA from Bombus huntii, 7408 nucleotides. It is a transcript of the gene Dop2R, whose product is annotated as dopamine D2-like receptor. NCBI's taxonomy places the organism in Eukaryota, Metazoa, Arthropoda, Insecta, Hymenoptera, Apidae. Gene Ontology annotation, biological process: adenylate cyclase-activating adrenergic receptor signaling pathway. Bases 1704 to 3764 code for a protein of 686 amino acids. The transcript is spliced from 8 exons. Gene Ontology annotation, molecular function: dopamine neurotransmitter receptor activity, coupled via Gi/Go; G protein-coupled receptor activity. The record is from RefSeq and is a predicted model, not a curated record. Gene Ontology annotation, cellular component: membrane.